Molecule: messenger RNA, 1824 nt
Organism: Leptopilina heterotoma
Lineage: Eukaryota; Metazoa; Arthropoda; Insecta; Hymenoptera; Figitidae
Product: putative RNA-binding protein EEED8.10
Exons: 8
Coding region: 1-1791 (596 amino acids)
Biological process (GO): positive regulation of mRNA splicing, via spliceosome
Cellular component (GO): spliceosomal complex
Molecular function (GO): RNA binding; protein binding
Source: RefSeq, a predicted model, not a curated record
AUGGACGUCACUGCACUCAUCGGUCCUCCUCUUCGUCCUCCUCGCAGAUUGCGGCUGUCACAUCCCUGGCACAUUAUCGAUGCGUCAGAGUUCCUGAGUAGUUGCGGACCAUCCCUGCCUCCAUCUCACUCUUAUUUCCCUUAUAUACUAAACGUCUGUCCUGUAUCACCAUUUUUUUCCUCCUCACAAGAUGAGAAUAUUAAACAUGAGCCUCAUUUGUAUACGAAGAAAAAUGGUAUUGCAAUCAGAAAACUUGUCGUUAGUAAUUUACCCCCUGAGACACACGAAAAAGAUAUUAAAUUUCUUUUCUCGAAAUAUGGACAAAUUGACAAGUGUUUAUUGAGACAAGACUGCAAAUCAAAUUGUAUUCGUUGCUUCAUCACAUUCAAGAAUGCUGAAGAUGCUUUACAAGCAAGAAAAGCGGGGUAUGAAAACUUUAUUCAACUGAAUAAUCGAACACUAACCGUUGAACCGGUAUAUUCAUGGUUUCAGCCUGAAAAAAGGAGAAUAAAUUUAAAAAGAAAACGAGAAAGUACACCAGAACCAGAGGAACCACCAAUCAAAAAAUUAAACGAAGAUUGUCUCAUCAGAAUUUUCGAAUAUCUUCCAAUUACAGAUAGACUCAGAAUUGAAAGGGUUUCAAGGCAAUUUCGCGCAGCAAGUUUCAAAUCAUGGAGCAGAAUUAAGUACCUAAAAAAUUCCUCUUUCAAAACAACUGACACAACAAGAAGUAUAAUGGCAUUUAAUAAAAUUCUACAAAGAUGCGGACGUUACGUGACUCGCGUGAGAUUAAAUUCCAGCAAUGGUGAAUAUAAUGAGGAAUCACUUCGAAUUUUACCGAUUUAUUGUCAAAAAUUAAAUUCCCUGUAUGCAAGUUCACUAUCAUCGUCGACAGCAUUGAAAAUUUUAGCCCUUCGCUGUCAGAAUAUUACAAAAAUUGAACUAUCAUUGGAAAAUUGUUUUGAAGAUUCAGAUGAUGAUUUUGCCUUCUUAUUUUCUUUGAAUAGAAAAUUGAAAUAUGUUGAUAUUUGUUAUGGCUACAUAAAUGGCACUUGUCUACUACAAUUACCACCUGAAUCGAUACAGUCAAUCGUUUUGGACAAAUGUCUAGCGUCUGCCGAUCAUUUAAUAGAAGCAGUGAAGAAUUAUAAAAAAUUAUACGAACUCGAUUUGACUGAUUGCGACAUUACCGGCCUUUUACCAGCUCUAAAAAAUUGUGCCAAUACUUUAAAUACCCUUUUCUUCCAAGAUUGUGUUUUGAGAAAUAGAAAUGAAGCCGAUUGUAUAAAAUUUUUUGUCAAUCUUCAACAAUUAUGGCUUGUCACAAAUUUAUGGGUUACUGAUGAUUUUUUGUACCACGUUGGACAAAAUUGUCACAAAAUUUCUUCCGUAUGCAUAAUAGGUAUGAACGAAAUAAUAACAGACUUUGGAAUUGGCAAUUUAGCACCACUGCCAAAAUUAGAAUGGUUAAAUAUCAAAUUAUCGAUAACGGGCACAGGAUUGGAGAAGAUGUUGAAUUUAAAAUAUUUAGAAAUUAAUAGCGACGGCUCAUUAACGGAAGAUGCAUUGUGUAAGAUUUUACAGAGAGCAGAGAAAUUAGAAACACUGAAAAUCAACGAUGAAAUGUACACGAGAAAUGAUUGUAAAUUAAUAAAAGUCGCUAUUGAAGUCUGUGAAAAAAGGGAAAAUAAUUUACCACUACGUUUCAUUUUCCAAACAAUAUCAGAGAGAGACAAAAUUGAGCAUUUAACCCGAAUUUCUCCUAAUCUCUUCUUUGAAUUAAUUAUGUAAAAAACAAAAUAAACAGUUCUUUUUUAAAAUUCA